This is a messenger RNA of Acaromyces ingoldii, 2758 nucleotides long. Its product is annotated as putative DNA replication licensing factor. The record is from RefSeq and is a predicted model, not a curated record. Bases 41 to 2674 code for a protein of 877 amino acids. Gene Ontology annotation, molecular function: single-stranded DNA helicase activity; ATP hydrolysis activity; single-stranded DNA binding. Gene Ontology annotation, biological process: DNA strand elongation involved in DNA replication; DNA replication; DNA replication initiation. Lineage: Eukaryota; Fungi; Basidiomycota; Exobasidiomycetes; Exobasidiales; Cryptobasidiaceae. The transcript has 4 exons. Gene Ontology annotation, cellular component: nucleus; MCM complex.
GGAACAUUGGAUCCAAACGACCACGACGAAGACGACGACGAUGGCUGCUCCCGCCGCGCUCCCCGUGAUCAACAUCAAUGUCAACUACGAAGAUGAGAAGGUGAAAAUCACCGACUUUCUCGAGAAUGCCAAGGGUGUCGUGCCGCCCCUGCGAAAAGUGGGCAAUUCAUCGUCGCUGCUCGAUGUCAGCAUCGAAGACGUAGACAAUGUGCCUGAAGAUGACGAGGAGCUCAGUCCGAGCCAGAUGGCCGACGAGAUGGACGACAUGCGCAUCGGUGCUGGCCCCCGAACGCGCGGCGAUGCGACCGCUCGAAAGUACAAGGAGCAGCUGCAACGCAUCGCAAAUCGGCAGCAGCAGUCACUUGUCAUCGAUCUGAAAGAUCUGAUUGAACACCGAAACACAAGGGACCGCAAUACGGCCCCUGGGUUGGUGCACCACAUCAUGCGCAAUGCCGCUCACUACAUCGACAUCAUUUCCGAAUGCGUCGACGAUGUUCUCUCUCGCACGCCUCCGACAAUUGAUAUCUCGCACAAAGACGAUGUCCUCGACGUCAUCAUGCACCAGCGAAUGGAGCGCAAUCUCCGCGCCAGCCAGGGUCAGAGCAUGGGCCCUGAGACGGCCGCGCAGAUGGAUGCGAACGACGAAGAAGGGCAGCAAGAAGGCCAGGACGAGAAACCGUUCCCUCCCAUCCUCAUGCGUCGCUAUACACUCUACCUCAAGCCCUACUCGGCGCGUCCAGCACCGCCGCUGGCCGUACGAGCCAUCAAGGCCUCUCAUCUCGGCUCGCUCUUGACCCUCCGCGGCAUCGUUACGCGCGUGUCCGAGGUCAAGCCCUACCUCCUCGUCGACGCGUAUGCGUGCGACUCGUGCGGCGCUGAAAUCUUCCAAGAGGUUCGCGGCCGCCAUUACAUGCCGUUGAGCGUCUGCACAUCGCAGAGGUGCAAGACGAACAGGGUCAAGGGCAAGCUGCACCAGCAAGCGCGUGCGAGCAAGUUUGCGCCUUUUCAAGAGGUCAAGGUGCAGGAAAUGGCCGAUCAGGUUCCUGUCGGCCAUAUUCCGCGCACCAUGACAAUUCACCUGGCCGGCCCUUUGACGCGCUCCGUCAGCCCCGGUGACGUGUGCGACAUCUCUGGCAUCUUCCUCCCCACCCCAUACUCUGGCUUCAAGGCAAUUCGAGCAGGCCUCCUGACCGACACCUACCUCUCGGCCCAGCAUGUCUCGCAGCUCAAGAAGUCCUACGACACGCUCAAGGGCGAGGUGACGCCGGAGAUGGAGGCAGCAGUAGAAGAGCUCAAGUCUGACCCGGCUCUGUACGAGAAGCUGUCGAGCAGCGUUGCUCCCGAGAUCUACGGCCACGAAGAUGUCAAAAAGUGUCUCCUCUUGCUUCUCGUUGGCGGUUGCAACAAGACGGUGGGAGACGGUAUGAAGAUUCGAGGCGACAUCAACGUGUGUCUCAUGGGUGAUCCCGGUGUCGCCAAGUCGCAGCUGCUCAAGUACAUCACAAAGAUUGCCCCUCGAGGCAUCUAUACUACCGGACGCGGUAGCAGUGGCGUUGGUCUCACGGCAGCGGUCAUGCGGGACCCUGUCACCGACGAGAUGGUCCUUGAGGGAGGCGCACUGGUCUUGGCUGACAACGGCAUUGCGUGCAUCGAUGAAUUCGACAAGAUGGACGAGUCGGACCGCACGGCAAUCCACGAGGUCAUGGAGCAGCAGACGAUCUCCAUCUCCAAGGCCGGAAUCUCUACAACGCUCAAUGCGCGGACAUCUAUCCUAGCAGCUGCCAACCCGCUUUACGGCCGGUACAACCCGCGCAUCUCGCCCGUCGACAACAUCAACCUGCCGGCUGCUUUGCUGUCCCGAUUCGACAUUCUCUUCCUCAUCCUCGACACGCCCUCGCGCGAUGAUGACGAGCGAUUGGCCCAGCAUGUCACCUAUGUCCACAUGAACAAUGCCCACCCGCCGCUCGAGUACGAGCCGGUCGAAGCCAACGUCGUCCGGCACUACAUUGCUGCAGCCCGGCAAGUUCGUCCCGUGGUUCCAAAAGCCGUGAGCGAGUACGUUGUUUCGGCCUAUGUCAAGCUGCGCAAGCAGGGCCAGGAGGACGAGGCGCGGGAUCAGGCCUACACGUACACGUCAGCUAGAACGCUGCUGGGAGUGCUGAGGAUGAGCCAGGCCUUGGCAAGGCUCCGCUUCAGCAAGCAGGUUGAUGUCGACGACGUCGACGAGGCCCUUCGCUUGAUGGACGUCAGCAAGGCGUCGCUAUAUGCCGACGGACGAAAGAGGAUGGGCGACGACGCAAUUGGGGACCAGAGCUACAUGAGCAAGAUCUUCAGAAUCAUCCGCGACAUGGGCUACGCAGAGGCACAGAGGCGCCGGGACGAGGAGGAGGACGCCCAGAGGAGAAAGAGCGGCAGCAGCAGGCGCGGAGGCAGGCUCGGGAGAGGACCAGAGGGACAGCGAGGUGGUGAUGCGAUGGAUCUUGAUGGCGAGGAGGACGAGGUACUGCCGCCGAUGGACGAUGAAGCAGGCGCACCGGGUGACCUCCUCAUGCGGGAGGUGCGCGAUCGCGUCAUUGCCAGCGGCUGGGUCGAGGACCAGCUGCAGGAGUGCAUUCAAGAGUACUCGGACCUGGGCGUCAUCCAAGUUGCAGGCAACCGUCUCGUUUUCCUUUAAACUCUCCUCUCACCCGUCACUCUUGUAUCAAUGUUUGUUUGUGUGUUUGUGUGCUCUGCUAUUCCCCUUCCUCUAAACGAAUCA